Molecule: messenger RNA, 1242 nt
Organism: Seminavis robusta
Lineage: Eukaryota; Bacillariophyta; Bacillariophyceae; Naviculales; Naviculaceae
Source: the annotation of a GenBank genome assembly
AUGCAACCACAAGACCUUGACUCUGAGGCUGUUUCAGCAGAAGUCAAUGAGACUGUUGCAAGUCCUGGAUCAUUGCUGCAGACGAAUCCAUCCCACAAGAGCAACAUUGUCGUAACACCAAUCGACCAGGAUGAAUCGACAUCGACCAACACCACCAAUCCUUACUUGGCAUUGCGUCAAUCCAACAUUGCUCGCAAUGAAGCCAGGCUACGAGAAUUGGGAUUGUUGCAGAAGUCUCGUCGUCCUCCGACCCAAGGUGUGAAACGAUCCAGGCCAACUAAUAGUGCCGCUAGUAGUAGCAACCAUCAGCCCGUGAGACGGUCCCGACGCAUUCGUUCUUCCAUCAGCUACAAGGAAGAAGAUCAUCAAGGGAAGACUGAUAAAGACAACGAAAAGGCGUUCGAAGAAGCAGACGACUUUAUCCCCUCGGAAGAAGAAGACGAGGAUGCGGAUCGGACUGACAAUAAUAAAACAGAUCCACGGCCCAAUCUUCUUAGGCGGACGACGACGACCACAACGAGAUCCGCUGCUGCUGUUGUGGUGCACAGGCCGAAACAGGAUUCUUCCAAGAAGCAGUAUUCGUCGACACGGCAACAACAACAACAACAACAACCACAAACCAAGUACCCCCCAAAACCACCCCCGGUCAGUCUCUCUCCCAAUUCCGCCAGGAACAUUUCCAUUGAAGUUCCUCGUCUCGUCCUCGAUCCCGAACAGGGUUGGUUGGGAAAACCAAUGACAGCCACGGGAAAAGCCAUUGUCAUGGAAACGGCAGCCCAAUACUUUUCCUCCGACACACAACAGCAACAACAACGAAAGAUUUCCUUUAACAAGUAUUGUGGGGCCCAAGACUGGAAGCAAGGCAUCUUUUUGUGGGUCAAUCUGGGUGGCAAGGACAGCAACAAUGAUGUCAAGAAGAAGAAUGACUUUUAUGAACAAGGACGCAAAAUGACAUGGUACGGGGGUUCUCGCAUGAAGCCAGAAUCCAACAUGAUUCAAAAGCUACUGCAAGUGGGCAAGCUGCCAGUAGGUAACGCAACAACAUCCGAUGGCAUUGUCCUGUGGUGUCGUCGGUAUGAAACUGCAAAACGCACUUUUGGACCGUACUAUUGUAUGGGUAGAUUGAAAUAUGAAUCGCACAAUCCCAACGUCAUGCCGGUUACCUUUGUGUGGAGACUGCUGGAUUAUGAGGCAUUGAUGGCACGCAAAAACAACCAAGUAGUGCAAGAAAUGAUCCUGUAA